Molecule: messenger RNA, 1531 nt
Organism: Phoenix dactylifera (date palm)
Lineage: Eukaryota; Viridiplantae; Streptophyta; Magnoliopsida; Arecales; Arecaceae
Product: phosphoglycolate phosphatase 1A, chloroplastic-like
Cellular component (GO): cytoplasm
Molecular function (GO): phosphatase activity
Source: RefSeq, a predicted model, not a curated record
CUAGCAUCUACAAAUAUGACUGCUACCACGACAAACUCACGUCUCUACGCAUCCCACCGGUCCCAUUCCCAGCUUGAUGGUGGGAAGCCACAACCACCACACAUUCCACUCAAAAUUUCCCACACAAAAUCUCAACUACCAUAUCCAUCCACAAACUCCCCCACCCUUUUAAAACCCCAGUCGGCCGUUGGACCAAUGAAACCACGGAAACUCUCUCUUCUUUUAAAAGCUCACGGGAAAGGGGAGAGUUUUGAGAUGUUGAUAACCGGAGCUGUCUCGCACUCCUUCCUCGCCCUCUACUCCCCUUCUUCCUCCCCCAGAACUCUAAUCUCUCCUCUUCUCCCCAAGAGGCGGAGGCUCUUCUCGAGCCUCCUCCCGCCCUCCUUCUCCUCUUCUCCCUCUUCCGUAGCUAGGAGAACACUCGGUCGCCGGAAUUCCACCAUGAGUGCGAGUUCUGCCGUCCGAGGAUCGGCUCAGAAGCUCGAGAACGCCGACGGGCUCAUUGAUUCUGUCGAAACCUUCAUCUUUGAUUGCGAUGGAGUUAUAUGGAAAGGGGAUAGUUUGAUCGAUGGGGUGCCGGAAACUCUCGAUAUGCUGCGGUCAAAAGGAAAAAGAUUGGUUUUUGUCACUAACAAUUCAACGAAGUCGAGGAAGCAAUAUGGGAAGAAAUUUGAGACGCUUGGUUUGAGUGUCAAUGAGGAAGAGAUUUUUGCAUCAUCUUUUGCUGCUGCAGCCUAUUUGAAGUCCGUUGACUUCCCCAAAGAGAAAAAGGUAUAUGUGAUAGGUGAGGAUGGAAUACUAAAGGAGCUAGAGCUUGCUGGAUUUCAAUAUCUUGGUGGUCCGGUGGAUGGUGAGAAAAAGAUAGAGUUGAAGCCUGGCUUUUAUAUGGAGCAUGAUGAAAAUGUUGGAGCUGUUGUGGUUGGAUUUGAUCGUUAUUUCAACUACUAUAAAGUUCAGUAUGGAACCCUUUGUAUCCGUGAAAAUCCUGGGUGUCUUUUCAUUGCUACAAAUCGUGAUGCUGUGACUCAUCUCACUGAUGCUCAAGAAUGGGCAGGUGGUGGUUCCAUGGUUGGUGCACUCUGCGGUUCAACUCAGCGAGAGCCUAUUGUCGUAGGAAAGCCAUCAACUUUUAUGAUGGACUAUUUAUCAAAUAAGUUUGGCAUUCUCAAAUCACAAAUAUGCAUGGUAGGAGACCGACUGGAUACUGAUAUCCUGUUUGGGCAAAAUGGUGGCUGCAAGACCCUCCUUGUUCUCUCAGGUGUGACUACUCUGCAGAUGCUCCAAAGCCCCAACAACUCCAUACAGCCAGAUUUCUAUACUAACAAAAUAUCAGAUUUUGUUACUCUAAAAGCUGCAACAGUCUAAGCACAUAAAUUCUUCUGUAAAUCCAUUUUAAUUUGUUUUAGAAAAUGAUUUCACAUUAUUGUUUUAUGAGCCACAAAAAAAUUGGCAGCCAUUUUUAAUAUAUUGAGUGGAAAUGAAUUGUACAAAUUAUUUAUCUUUCUAGAUUAUUUACAUCACCUGACUAGAA